Messenger RNA from Tripterygium wilfordii, 1823 nucleotides. RefSeq names its product vignain-like. The transcript has 4 exons. Lineage: Eukaryota; Viridiplantae; Streptophyta; Magnoliopsida; Celastrales; Celastraceae. Gene Ontology annotation, cellular component: lysosome. Gene Ontology annotation, molecular function: cysteine-type endopeptidase activity. The record is from RefSeq and is a predicted model, not a curated record. Bases 525 to 1670 code for a protein of 381 amino acids.
UCGAAUUUAUCACGGUGUGUGGUGAUAUUGUAAAGGAGGGAGGGAAAAAAAAAAGGUACAGUAUCCAGAAUCAUGACAUUCAUUUUUCUCUAUCGAAAUCUUUCUACGUCAAAAGCAUCUGCUUCAUUAUUGCUGAGGAUUUAGUACUGAAAAUUGGGGUACACAACGGCAAGAGGAAGAGAAAAAUUAGGGAAAAGAAGAAAACAGUUUUAACACUUAUCUCACUAACCUACUUUUGAAGCAAAGGAGGUGGCACUUUUGAACAUUACUUGCAAAAAAAUCAUGCUCCAUCGCCUUGUAGCAACAAGCCCAUUCUGUCAUCUUCUACAACUAAAUUCUAAGGGAGAUGGCAUGCUUCGCAUGAUUGCUUGCAAAAUCUCACAGAUUGACAGAAAAAUGAGAAAAAUCCACCUCCAAUUUUAGAUGAAAAAAAAAAAAGGAAGAAAAAGAUGGUGCCUUUUCUUCUUAAUUUCAGGUUAAAGAUCUAAAAGCUGAUAACCUGACACCUCACCUUACUAGUAUAUAUGGACAUGGUUGCAGAGCUAAGACCAACAUCAAAGGGUCUGGAGAUUACCAUCAUGGGUGUAGGAAAAGUAGUUCUGGUGUUAUUUUCUUUGGUUCUGGUAUUCGGUCUCGCGGAGAGUUUUGAUUACCAUGAGAAGGAUUUGGCUUCAGAAGAGAGUCUCUGGAGCUUGUAUGAGAGAUGGAGGAGCCACCACACGGUUUCUCGCAGCCUAAGCGAGAAGCAAAAGCGUUUCAAUGUGUUCAAGGAGAACUUGAAGCAUAUUCACAAGGUAAAUCAGAUGGAUAAGCCUUACAAGCUCAGCCUGAACAGUUUUGCAGACAUGACAAACCAUGAGUUCAUGACAUACUAUGGAGGAUCAAAAGUUACCCACUACCGGAUGCUUCACAGUCCAAAAAGAAGAACCGGGUUCGUACAUGGAAAGACUGAGGAUCUUCCAGCAUCUGUAGAUUGGAGGAAGAAUGGAGCAGUGACUGCGAUUAAGAAUCAAGGAAGAUGUGGUAGUUGUUGGGCAUUUUCAACCGUAGCUGCAGUGGAAGGCAUCAACAAGAUCAAAACAGGGGAGCUAGUCUCCUUAUCUGAGCAAGAGCUGAUUGAUUGCGACAAAGAAAACCAUGGUUGUAAUGGAGGAUUAAUGGAAGAUGCAUUCAAGUUCCUUGAGCACGUAAACGGGCUAACGACAGAGAAGAACUACCCAUAUACAGCUAGAGAUGGCACCUGUGACUCAAAUAAGUUGAAUGCUCCUGAGGUAAUCAUUGACGGGUAUGAGAUGGUACCUGAUAAUGAUGAAACAGCCUUAAUGAAAGCCGUUGCAAACCAGCCGGUUUCGAUUGCAAUUGAUGCUGGUGGCAAGGACUUCCAAUUCUACUCGGAGGGUGUGUUCAAUGGACAUUGUGGGACAGAACUGAAUCAUGGGGUGGCAUUGGUGGGUUAUGGAACAGCUUCUGAUGGAACCAAGUACUGGACAGUGAGGAAUUCAUGGGGAACAGACUGGGGAGAGCAAGGUUACAUUAGAAUGCAACGCGGCAUCGAUGCGGAAGAGGGUCUUUGUGGCAUCACUUUGGAAGCCUCCUACCCAGUCAAGCUCCAUCCAGAAAGCAAAAGAAGAGACACCAUCAAUAAAGAUGGAAGAAAGGAUGAACUCUAGUUCAGUAGAUGAUCAUGUGAUCACUCAGUUUAAAUUUAUGUUUGCUUAAGGUUUCUAUGUUGUUUGUCAUUUUAAGAUAAAUAGUUAUGUGAGAGAUGUUGGUGUGAUGUUUUUAUUGCUGGUUUGGAUUGAAAUAAAGCCAUAUGUUGCUGU